Messenger RNA from Trichoplax adhaerens, 300 nucleotides. RefSeq lists its product as uncharacterized. Gene Ontology annotation, biological process: regulation of transcription by RNA polymerase II. The annotation marks the transcript as partial. Gene Ontology annotation, molecular function: DNA binding. NCBI's taxonomy places the organism in Eukaryota, Metazoa, Placozoa, Uniplacotomia, Trichoplacea, Trichoplacidae. The transcript is spliced from 3 exons. The record is from RefSeq and is a predicted model, not a curated record. Gene Ontology annotation, cellular component: nucleus.
AAGGUUGAUCAUUUGUAUAAAUUAUACAAUAACAAGAAGCAGAAGGCUUUUUUAGAUGAGCUUCUUUCAUUACGACAAGCCCAAGGUAAUCCAGUUGAAAGAGUUCCAAUUAUGAACAAGCAAUUACUGGAUCUAUAUAACUUAUAUAAAUAUGUGAAGGAUCUAGGAGGUUCUACCGAGGUAACUGAGAAAAAAUUAUGGAAAGAAGUUGCUACUAGUAUGGGAUUUGAAAGUUCAGUUAUGAUUAUUAACGCUCUUUUUACUCACUACGUACAUUACAUCCUUCCUUAUGAAUGCAAA